AUGCAGCGACGCAAUCAAAUGGACUCAGCUACGCAAAGCGGCGGUAGCAUCCCGACAUCAUCGCAGAAGAGACCUCGUCCAUCGUCUGCAGGCGCGAGGAUUCGCGAUGUUAUCGACCUCCGGGAGACGUCUCCCGCGCCAGCAUCUCAGCCCAACAAGCGAGCCAAGCAGAGCGACACUCUUGCCGAUGCGGAUCGUCCGAUCAAGCCGUACUUCCAGGAAGACUUUGUCCGAGAAGCACUUGCCAAGAGCAAGGGGGUCCGCCCAGCAUCGCCUCCCGAGCCGUCGCAUAUAUCUGAUCCGCGCGUACAGAAGGCGCCGGCAAUUCCCACCUCUCGGCAAGUUUCGCAACCCAUCAACGGGUCUAGCAACACUGUGCCGUCGGCUUCGCAACCUCAACCUACCAAUCUAGGAGGCGGCUCCUCCUCCAGGACUGUCGUCAGCGACGAUCAUGCCAACAGCAACAGCACUGGCAGCAGCAGCAGUGACGGAGACAUCCCUCUCGCCGCCACUAGCAAUCACUCGAUCAGGGCUUUCGAGGCAUCUGCGGAGGUACUCGCGGCGAUCUUCCAGAUGGAUGUGGCUGUAGCAAAGCUCAAGACAGCGUACGAAGGAGAAGUGCGGAGGAUGCAGGCGGAGCUCGUCGAGCGAGAUGUGCUCAUUGACGGUCUGCGAGCUCGACUCCGCCGAAAGGGCUCCAAGUGA
Molecule: messenger RNA, 705 nt
Organism: Pseudozyma hubeiensis SY62
Lineage: Eukaryota; Fungi; Basidiomycota; Ustilaginomycetes; Ustilaginales; Ustilaginaceae
Product: general repressor of transcription
Exons: 1
Coding region: 1-705 (234 amino acids)
Source: RefSeq, a predicted model, not a curated record